AUGAAUGUAACAAGUAAAAAAAUGUUAGAUUUUUUGGAAAUCUUUAUCGAUGGUGGGAAGAUAUAUUAUUACGACCCAUUCAUGGCAUCUGCAAAGCCAACUACAUGCAAAGAAGCUAUACGGCGAUGGGAGGAAGAGAAUCAACAAAAUGCAGCUACGGCGACGGAAGUAAUCUUAAGCUUUCAGUGGCCGCCAAUAGAGAAGAUGGACAAUGCGCUAGCAGCUUUGGUGAAUUGUGAAAAGCUUUCCCUAUCGACAAAUAUGAUUGAAAAGGUUGCAGGCGUUGGGUCUCUGAAGAAUUUAAAGAUCCUGUCAUUAGGUCGUAAUUUCAUCAAAGGCUUCGCCGGUCUUGAACCAUUAGGCGACACUCUCGAGGAGCUUUGGAUUUCUUACAAUUGUAUUGAGAAGAUGAAGGGCAUCCAGGCGAUGAGAAAUCUUCGGGUACUUUAUAUGUCUAAUAACUUGGUGCGAGAGUGGAACGAAUUCGUGAGGCUACAAGAGCUUGCAAAUCUUCGAGAUUUAGUUUACGUCGGCAAUCCGUUGUAUGAAAGUCUCGAGGUAGAGCAAUGGAGAGUCGAGGUUGCACGACGUUUGCCAAAUUUGGAGAAACUCGAUGGUGACCCUAUAAUACGAACAGAAGAAAAUCCAAUUCAAUUAAACAAAACUGAUUCAUCAAACGAUUUGCUUAAUCAAGAAGCUAGCUAAUAAUUUUAAAUAUUUUAUAACAAAAUAUAUAAAAAAAUUUGAUUGUCUAUUAAAUCUAAAUUAUUUCUACAAAUUAAAGAUGAGAUUUUUUAAAUCUAGAUAUUUUCAAACCAGAUUGAUAGAGGCAAUUCGAAUGUUUAUAUCUCUCGAUCCUCGAGACUCGAAAACUUUGAAAUAUUU
Molecule: messenger RNA, 885 nt
Organism: Temnothorax curvispinosus
Lineage: Eukaryota; Metazoa; Arthropoda; Insecta; Hymenoptera; Formicidae
Product: dynein light chain 1, axonemal-like
Exons: 3
Coding region: 1-705 (234 amino acids)
Cellular component (GO): cytoplasm
Molecular function (GO): protein kinase binding
Source: RefSeq, a predicted model, not a curated record